AUGUCGUCAAGUGCGCAACCUGUUGAGGCAAAAGGUGAUUCACCCGAAGAUGAAGAUGGCGAAGGUGUUGAUAUCGGUAAAAAACAUAAACUUGGUCAUUUACGUGUUGACACUCAAGGAAAUGUUACCUUUAAACGUCUACCUAUAACUCAACUUGUCGAAGCGUUACAACUAGGCAUUCAGUAUACGGUUGGCGGACUUCAAGCCAAAGCUGCACACGACGUACUUUAUCAGGACUUUUUGACUGUUGAGAUUAUACAUUUCCCGAAGGAGGGAACGAAAACAACUCCAGCACAUCGAUUCUAUGAUUUUACUAUUCGUUCGUAUGCUCCUGUGGCAUUUCGACAUUUCAGAGAAUUAUUUAAUAUUAAACCAGAUGAAUUUUUGUAUUCGAUUUGUAAACCGCUAAGAGAAUUGAAAAAUCCGGGUGCAAGUGGAAGUUUAUUUUACUUAACAUCCGAUGAUGAAUUUAUACUUAAAACAGUACAAAAGAAGGAGGCGGAGUUUUUAAAAUGUCUCCUUCCCGGUUAUUACAUGAACGUCACUCAAAAUCCACGAACGUUGCUGCCGAAAUUCUUCGGUCUCUACUGUUAUCAGGGCGAAAAUAAAAAUAUUCGAAUAACUGUAAUGAAUAAUUUGAUUCCAUCUCAUGUGCAAAUGCAUGAGAAAUACGAUCUCAAAGGCUCAACCUACAAACGACGAGCAAAUAGUGCGGAAAGACGAAAAGAGUCUCCAACAUGGAAAGAUCUAGAUUUCAUGGAAAGACAUCCUGAUGGACUAUUAUUAGAUACCGAAACUUUCAAUGCGUUAGCGAAAACUGUUCAACGAGAUUGUCGAGUUCUUGAAAGUUUUCGGAUCAUGGAUUACUCAUUUCUCAUUGGUGUUCAUCAAGUUGAUGCAACUGCGGAAUCAGGCGGAGAUCGCCCUAUGCUAAAUCCUGUAUGUACACCUGGCGAACAAACAUCUGUACAACCAAAACGUAUGAUGUACUCCACUCCAAUGGACACUAUCCAAGUAGAAUUUGACGAACAUAAUAAACCUGAUGACCAUCUUGUGAAAACUGGCGGUAUUCCAGCACGAACGGCAAGUGGUCAACGCUUAUUGCUCUACGUAGGUAUAAUCGAUAUCUUGCAAUCGUAUCAUAUUCGGAAGAAAUUAGAACAUACAUUCAAAUCUGUCCUAACCGACGGGACGCAAAUCUCAGUGACCAACCCAAGUUUUUACUCUGAACGAUUUCAAAAAUUUCUCUUUACUACUGUAUUCAAAAAAGCACCACCUCUACGAGAAUCACCAGUCAAACGCCGAUCCAGGUUAUCAAAGAUGAUUCCAGGAUCAGAACGUGAAAAAGAAAUGAUGACGACGACGCCAGUCACAGUUAGAAAUGAUCGUGGUGGUUUAAAUACCUCGCCGAUACAGCGGCGAUCGUAUGAUACAACACCGUUGAAUUCGAAUCAAUCAGAUACUAGCUCACCAAAAACAGCUUAUAACACAAAGAUAUUUCGCAACAAUCUCCCUGUUUAUGCUGACCAUACAAAUUCGAGUUCGAGCACAGGAACUCGAACAACAAAUAGUCAAAUCACAUCCUACUAUUCUUCAUCGCCAUCUACACGUGCGCACGCACUGAUGCGAAAAACUGAAGCUGAACAUAAUCAACGCGAUAGUUCAACCACUCUCUAUUCAAGCUCACAUCAAUCAGAUUCUCUAUAUAAUGAGCCUACAAGACAAAAUUCAGCGAGGAUUGUAACAACGUCAUUCAAUAAACCUUUUCAAAGUCCAUCGUACACUAGAAGAGUUCUAUUAACACCGCCGAAGACAAGAGACAAUGAUGAAGAUGAUGACCAUGACGAACCACGUCAGAUUUUAUUACCCAUUGGUGGAGGAAUCGUAGGAAAAUUAGCAUCAUCAACAACGAACUUAUCCUAUCGUAGCAACUCAACUGAACAUUCACCUAUACACCGUCAACGUCGUAAUCCUUCAACCAGCGGUAUCGAAGAUGAAUCGAUCAUAACUUUGUUUGUCUUUUACAUGACGGCUACUGAACAACGAACAACCGGUUUAUUUCCUCAUCAGAACGGACGAACAUCUCCAGCCACAGUGUCAUGCGUUUCAGCCAACGUUGGUUCAAUAACAGACUUUCUUUUUUCUUCAUCGCCACAUUCCACUCUAACGCCUUCGUCGAACAUUCCAGAAAAUGAAAUAUCUCCACAAUCAACUGAUGAAUGUCCAUCAUCACCACCACAAAUUCUCAUACAUACCACAAGUGAACAAUGUCUUGAUAUCAAUCAACAAACGACACCGAAUAUGAACCAAACAACCGUAUCCGAAAGUGAUACGGAACCAUCAAGUGCAGGAAACAAAGAGAAGCUGGGACAUCGUCGUGUUGAUGAAACAGGAAAUGUAACUUACAAACGUGUGAUGGUGGAUGAUUUAAUGAAAUCCCUACAGAUUGGUCUUAAUUAUGUUCUUGGUAAACAUCAUCAGCCUCAACGACAAGUACUCUUACAAGAUUUCCAACAGAUAGAAUAUCAAGAUUUUCCUCCAGAAGGUUCAAAAGCAACACCGAUGCAUCCAUAUGCAGAAUUUCGACUGAAAACCUAUGCUCAAACGGCGUUUCGUUUUUUUCGUAAUGCAUUCGGUGUUGAUCCCUCCUCGUUUAUGCUGUCUUUAUGUGCUAAAGAUUUACGUGAUUUACCCAAUCCAGGUGCGAGUGGUUCAAUAUUCUACAUCACAGCUGAUGACACGUACAUUAUAAAAACAGUCUCAAAGAAAGAAGCUCGUUUCUUACUCAGUCUUUUGCCCGGAUAUUAUAUGAAUCUGACUCAAAAUCCCUUCACAUUAUUACCGAAAUUUUUCGGUCUCUACUGUUAUCAAAGUGCCAAUAAGAAUAUACGUUUUGUCAUAAUGAACAAUCUAAUUCCAACCAAUGUCCAAUUGCAUGAAAAAUAUGAUCUAAAAGGAUCAAUUUAUAAACGUAAAGCUUCAGAAGAAGAACGCAAACGUGAUCUGCCCACGCUGAAAGAUAAUGAUUUUAAAUCAUUGCAUCCAUAUGGUUUAAUAGUAGAACCGUUCUUUCACGAUCAAUUAAUGCAAACGAUUGAAGACGAUGUUCGAGUUCUUGGUAGUUUUGAUAUCAUGGAUUAUUCUCUUCUACUUGCUGUUCACAAUAUCACUGAAGAAAUGAAAUCAACGCAGAAUUUAUCUCUUUUACCGCCGCCACCGCCACCACCACCGCUAUCUAUAGUAUCUCCAACUCCAUGCAAACGAACGCCUUCAGGAUCCGACAUUACUGUUAAUUCAGCAUUAAGUAUUCAUGAAGAAUUACGAACAACAACGUCAACAGAUUCUGGUAUUACAGUAACGACAGUACCGAAUCUACCUACAUAUAUUCAAUACAUACGUGUUAUCGAAUUCAUACGCAAUCAACAAGAACCUUCAGUAAGAACAUCAUCGGUUUCCAAUGUGGAGAACUCUGCAAUUGAUAAUCUCGAUGCAGCAACUCAUGAUCAUCAACCAGUUCUUCGUCGAAAUAGUAAAAGUCCAACAAAUAUUCAUGAUGCAUCGCCGCAUCAUGUUACUAAUACUUUAAUUGGCGGUGAUCUUUGGUACAAUCGACAAAACCUUUCACGUCUUGCUAUGGCUGGCAUUCCAGCUGUUAAUAAAAAUGGUGAUUUACUCUUGUUAUACGUUGGUAUCAUCGAUAUCCUUCAAAAUUAUCGACUACGUAAAAAAUUAGAACAUGCUUUCAAAUCGACUUUAGUAACACGAGAAGAAAUAUCUGUUUGUAAUCCAAGUCAUUAUGGUGAUCGUUUCGUCAGAUUUCUUUCACACAAAGUAUUCCGUAAAGGUGGGCCUAAUGGUAACACAUUACUAUCGGAUACUCAGUCAAAUACAGAUCGAAUUACUUUGCAUAGUAGCAGAUUAUUAAAUGCUUCAUCAUAUCGUUCUCAAACGAGUGAUGACAAUUCAUCAAUAGCGAAUAAUAACAAUGAAAUGCAUAGUAUAAAAUCUUGA
Molecule: messenger RNA, 4011 nt
Organism: Adineta ricciae
Lineage: Eukaryota; Metazoa; Rotifera; Eurotatoria; Adinetida; Adinetidae
Source: the annotation of a GenBank genome assembly